AUGGCGUCCCCGCAGCAGCACACAAUCCAGCUCGGCGUCCUGACCGUCAAGCCCGAGCUCCGGCCCGACGACCGGCCCCCGCUGGACGACGUCUGCUCCCGGCUGCAGGCCGUCCCCGGCGUCUCGGCCCUGUACCGCGGCCGCCACGCCGAGCGCCCGGACCGCUGGACCCUGGCCGUGCGCUGGGCCGAGCCCGCCGCCCUCGACGCCUUUCUCCACUCGCCCUCGUACACCGGCUGGCUCGCCUCGCUGCGGGCCGUCGCCGACUCAUACCUCUUCUACCGCGCCCCCGCCCUGCGUGGCGAUGCCCUCGCCGCCCUCGCCGCCCCCUGCACAGAGGUCUUCUCCGCCUACGGCGCUGCCCAGUCUUUCCUCGACGACCGCAUGACGCCCUUUGCCGAUAAUGUCGACGCCGGCCGCUUGCCGGGCUACCGUGGCUCCGCCUAUGGCCGCUUCGACCGCCUCUUGCACCACGGCUCCCUCGCCUCUCCGGACGGCAUCGUCGUCGUCAUCCUCAUCGGCUGGGAUUCCAAGGAUGCCCACAUGGCCCAGAGAGGCGAGGGCAAGCUCAUUGACCAGCACAUCCACUACGUCCGAGAGGACCGCGAGUCCGUCGACUUGUACCACGUUAGCCUGACCAAACUGUAA
Molecule: messenger RNA, 648 nt
Organism: Hirsutella rhossiliensis
Lineage: Eukaryota; Fungi; Ascomycota; Sordariomycetes; Hypocreales; Ophiocordycipitaceae
Product: Dimeric alpha-beta barrel
Exons: 3
Coding region: 1-648 (215 amino acids)
Source: RefSeq, a predicted model, not a curated record